Molecule: messenger RNA, 1549 nt
Organism: Phyllopteryx taeniolatus (common seadragon)
Lineage: Eukaryota; Metazoa; Chordata; Actinopteri; Syngnathiformes; Syngnathidae
Exons: 7
Coding region: 302-1393 (363 amino acids)
Source: RefSeq, a predicted model, not a curated record
UGUUUUGGAGUUCCCCGCGGUGCAAUGAAAGUUCAGCAGAGUGAGACCUCGCCGCAACAUCCUCCUCCAAACAUUGGGACCGAGAGGACAUAAGCCCCGCCCUCUGGCGCGUCGUCACACCGCUAAUCACGUGAGCACGAUUAUUCUCAUUCUUAUGAAUAAGAGUGUGCCUUUGAAAAUGACCAAUAUUAAUGGCGAACUCGCUGCUUUCCACAUGAGAUUCGUCACCGCGUUCCCGCCGUCGCCAUCAGCUUGACCUUCUGCCGCCUUUGGCUUCCCUCUUCCCGUGUGGUUAACCCAGAUGACAAAAGAGGAAGAACUUUUCAAACUUUUUCUCUUCGGUCUUCUUCAUUCUCUCCGGUCAGUUCCUCCUGUCGUCUUGUCGUCUCUUCACUUCUCGAUGUUUCCGACGCAGGCAAACGUGUUGGUCUUGUUGCUUGUGACAGGUUCAAUGGGCGCGGUGGAGAAGGUGCGUUACACGCCGGCGACGUGCGCGGUGCGCGGCUCCACCGUGAUGCUCUUGUGCUCCUUCACGCCUUCCCAGGCGGUGGUGCGGGCGGUCUGGUGCAUCAAUCACCUCAUCUGCCAAGGCACCACGCCGUCCGUCUACGACAGCGCCGCGCCGCGGUGCAACAACUGCCGCUACCUCUACCUGGGAGACUUGAAGGGAAACUGCACGCUGCAGAUCCACAACGUCCAGGAGGCUGACAACACCACGUUCCGGUUCCGGAUGGAAGGGCAAAACACUGCCGGACAUUUCACUGGCACUACGGGGGUACAGGUCACCGUCAUUGACGGCGAGCGGAUGAAGGUGUCGAGCUCCGCCCCCGGGCGGGUGUCGGAUGGCGCCACGGUAACGCUGAGCUGCGCCUCGACGUGUUCCUUCCACGGUCUGCAGGUCCGCUGGCAUCGCGACGGCCGCGCCCUCCCGGAGUCGGGCCCCGCCCUGCGCCUGGGCCCCCUGGCGGCGGGCACCUCAGCCAACUACACUUGCGUCCUCGCCGUCGACGCCCGCACCAUGUCGCCGCCCUUCAGACUCGACGUGGAACAACGGCGCUCUGAGUCCGAAGACGCCACGGUCGCCGUGAUUCUCGGCCUCGCGGCGGCGCUGGUCCUGGUCGUCGGGAUCGUCUUGUUCAUCGUGAAACGGAGGCGUCGGCCGGAGUCGCGUCACGAUGUCAAACGCGCACAAAACGAGCACGAGUGUGAACACGUGUACAAUAACACACCGCCGACUCCCGAGCGAGGCGGUCCCGACGGACAGGAAGUGGGUCAGAGUGCACAGGAAGUUAGCUACGCCGCCGUUCAGUUUAAACCAAAGGCUGUGAGCAGGUCGGCGGCGGCGAAGGAGGAGGACGUGGUCUACUCGUCCGUCACGCGUUCGACCGUGUGAGCGCUCGGCCGGCACAAAGCGACGUCACGCGACAACGGGAAGUGACGUCACGUGCACGUCGACCGCGAUGCCGCACUUGCGAAAGUCGCAAAAAAAAAACAAACAAAAAAAAAAAAACAAACAACACUGGAGUGUCAAUAAAGUUGAAUAAUUCAA